UGAGGGGAAUGAGCCUCCCGCCCUGAUCCUGGCUAGAGCCAAGUUGACAUUCCUGGAAUUCUGAGAACUGUGUGUAGUUUUGGGGGCGGUGGUGGCCUCCGCUUCCCGGGCUCCUCCCUCCAGCUCUCUGACUUCCCAGGAGAGGCCAUGGGGAGCAUCAUGGCUGCCCCACCUUAGCCCGCAUGUGUGCCUUCACCAGCGGUGUUCACGGAGGCCCCUUCGGGCGUUCGGGCGUCUGGUCCUGUCGUCUGUCUCUACUCUGCCUUGGCUCAGCCCCGACCAGGGGACCCUGGGGAGCCUCAGAGGGACCUGGUCCUGAGUGGAGGGCUGCUCCUCACCCCCCAGGAGCCUGUCCUGUCUCGGGAGCCUCCGCCCUGGUCUCCAGCGUGGCCGCGCUCCCUUCCCCCGGGCUGCAGCCGCCUUGGCUGUAUUGAGCACGGGCCCAGCUGCAGAGGAGCCGAGCAGCACCUGGCUUCGCUGCGGCAAGCCCAGAGCUGAAGCGCUGCAGCAUGGCGCGCGGCUGCCUCCAGGGCGUCAAGUUCCUCAUGUUCGCCUUCAACCUGCUCUUCUGGCUGGGGGGCUGCGGCAUCCUUGGGGUUGGCAUCUGGCUGGCUGCCACGCAGGGGAACUUCGCCACCCUGUCCUCCUCCUUCCCGUCCCUGUCGGCCGCCAACCUGCUCAUCGUGACUGGCGCCUUUGUCAUGGCCAUCGGCUUCGGGGGCUGCGUCGGGGCCAUCAGGGAGAGCAAGUGCCUCCUGCUCACGUUCUUCGUGAUGCUGCUGCUGGUGUUCCUGCUGGAAGCCACCAUCACCAUCCUCUUCUUCGCCUACACUGACAAGAUCGACAGAUACGCCCAGCAAGACCUGAAGAAAGGUCUGCACCUGUACGGCACCCCAGGCAACGUGGGCCUCACCAAUGCCUGGAGCAUCAUCCAGACGGAUUUCCGCUGCUGUGGGGUCUCCAACUACACCGACUGGUUCGAGGUCUAUAAUGCCACCCGCGUGCCCGACUCCUGCUGCCUGGAGUUCAGUGACAGCUGUGGACUCCACACACCUGGCACCUGGUGGAAGGCGCCGUGUUACGAGACUGUGAAGAUGUGGCUCCAGGAGAACCUCCUGGCCGUGGGCAUCUUCGGGCUGUGCACUGCCCUGGUACAGAUCCUGGGUCUGACCUUUGCCAUGACCAUGUACUGCCAGGUGGUGAAGGCAGAUACCUACUGCGCGUAGGCCUCGCUGCCUGCCACCCCCACCCCCCACCUCGCUGCCAAAGGACGUCGUCUUCCUGCCUCUCCUGCUGCAGGACCCCGCACCGUCCUGGGCACGGCGAAGGGGAGGCGCGGCCGCUGGGACCCCCAGCCAGCCCUGUGAGCACCACGCUGGACUCGGGGUGGCCGAGCAGGGACAACAUGCGCAGGGCUGGGGGUGGGAGGAGCUUCUGGCGCUUUUCAUAUCCGUGUAUUCUGCAGAGCAGUGCUUCCCCCACGGCCGGGGCCUUUCGCCCGUGGGGUGGGGGUGAAGGGCCGCCUGCCGGUCCUGGUGCUCACGGCGGGCAGCCCCGCCACCCACAUUCCACAGCGGAGCCAGGGCGGGCUCUGGGAGGUCUUAAUAAAGCGCGUGGACAGCA
Hyaena hyaena (striped hyena) is the source of this 1623-nucleotide messenger RNA. It is a transcript of the gene TSPAN4, whose product is annotated as tetraspanin 4. Bases 510 to 1226 code for a protein of 238 amino acids. The record is from RefSeq and is a predicted model, not a curated record. NCBI's taxonomy places the organism in Eukaryota, Metazoa, Chordata, Mammalia, Carnivora, Hyaenidae. Gene Ontology annotation, cellular component: membrane. The transcript has 9 exons.